GGCACAUAUCUGGUGCCGGGCUGGGGAUGCGCCCGGCCAGGGCCCAAGGCAGACAGCCAGUCCCGCCCGCCUCCCUUGUCUGCUUGCACUGCUUCUCCCCCCCCUCCCUCUCUCCCCGAUCACCAUGUUCUCUCUUGCCACUCGUACUGCCGCCUCCUCGGCCGCGCGCGCCGGUGUCUUCCGCGCCGCCGUCCCCCGCGCCAGCUACUCCGUCAUGUCCAACAACGAUGAUGAGUACUGCAACUUUGCCGAGCUCAUGGUCUCCGUCGACCGCGACGAGGGCACCGCCACUGUCACCUUCGCCCGCCCGAAGUCUCUCAACGCCCUGUGCGAGAGCAUGAUGACCGAGCUGAACCGCGCCUUCAAGAUGCUCGAUGCCGAUGACUCCGUCCGUGCUAUCGUCCUCACUGGUGACAACGUCUCCUUCGCCGCCGGCGCCGACAUCAAGGAGAUGGCCAAGCAGACCUACCCCGAGGCCCUGCGCGUCAACUUCCUGGCCCACUGGACCGAUGCCUUCAAGAUCUCCAAGCCGGUGAUCGCCGCCGUUCGCGGCCACGCCCUCGGUGGCGGCUGCGAGGUUGCCAUGAUGUGCGACAUCAUCUACGCCAGCACGGACGCGCGCUUCGCCCAGCCGGAGGUCCGCCUCGGCACCAUCCCCGGUGCCGGUGGCACCCAGCGCCUGGUCCGCGCCGUGGGCAAGUCCCGCGCCAUGGAGCUCUGCCUGACUGGCGAUGUCCUGACUGCCAACGAGGCCUGCUCUCUGGGUCUGGUCAGCAAGGUCUUCCAGCCUGAUGAGGUCCUCGGUGCGGCCCAGAAGCUCGCCCGCAAGAUCGCCUCCCAGUCCGCCCCGGUGGUCAAGCUCAUCAAGGAGGCCGUCAACGCCUCGCAGGAGAUGUCCCUCGAGGCUGGCCUCGCCUACGAGCGCCGCCUCUUCCAUUCUACCUUCUCCCUGGACGACCAGAAGGAGGGUAUGGCCGCCUUCAUUGAGAAGCGCCCUGCCAAGUUCACCAACCAGUAAGGACCUCCAUCCUGGUGCACGACCUCAGUGACCGGACGAGGGGAUGGAAUGCCUUUCAUGCUUUCUCCCCUCGCCCAUGCGCGGCUGGACACCCGCGCUGCUGGGCAGGGGAGAAAGCUCGACAGAGAGGUGCUUCUCGUGUGCGCGUGCGCGCGCGCGCGCGCCCCGCAUUUCACCAUCCUUUUUUCCGCCCACCGCCUCGUGCGCACGGGGCCAUCUCUCAUGCCAUUGGGCCAGGCCCUGUCUGGUCGCUUAUGUCCCUGGCCGUGUCCCCCGUGCUGUGAAACAAAUACACCGCACACCUGUUCCCAA
Fonticula alba is the source of this 1330-nucleotide messenger RNA. Its product is annotated as enoyl-CoA hydratase. NCBI's taxonomy places the organism in Eukaryota, Rotosphaerida, Fonticulaceae. The transcript has 5 exons. Gene Ontology annotation, cellular component: mitochondrion. Gene Ontology annotation, molecular function: enoyl-CoA hydratase activity. Bases 125 to 1018 code for a protein of 297 amino acids. Gene Ontology annotation, biological process: fatty acid beta-oxidation. The record is from RefSeq and is a predicted model, not a curated record.